UGUGGGUCCCGCCGGGCUGCAGUCGAGGCGGCGGGCGCGGAGCCGGCGGCGGGAGGUGGCUGCGGGAAGGCGCGAGGGGCUCCGUCGCCCCCCGGACGAGCCGAGCAUGGAGAAGGGGUUACCGACUGCGGCCUCCGGCCUGGCCAGCGGGAUGCCCCGCCCGUCGUAUUAAAUCGGCGGCGAGCUCGGUGAAGCGAAGCGAGGCGGUGCGGCGCGGCGAGGCGAGCCUGAGGCGAGCCUCGCGGCCGUGUGUGAGCGUGACUUGAGGUGUCGGCGGCGGCUCCGGCGGCGUCCUCAGAGCCGGUGCGGGACUGUGCGGGAAAGGGGCCGCGGCGCCGCCCCCGCCUCCUCCCCUCGCCUGGCGGGGCUGAGGCGGGCGGGCGAGCGGGCGGCAUGAGCGCGGCUCCUUGAAGGGCCGGCGGAGCAGGGAUCGCUCCGGGAGUCGCGGCCGGCGGAUCGGACUCUGCUGGGACCUGCCAUGAAUCCCCUGGCUCCUCCCAUGGCAUGAGCCCGUGCUCUCCUCCCCCCUCCGCCUGCUUUUGGUCUUUCUCCGCUCCUGGGCUGUCAGAUGGGAUAAAAUACACCCGGGCUGUGUGCGGCUCGGCGCUGCCGCGGGAGGAGCGGCGGAGGCACCCGGUGACGGCCCCUCGGCUCGCCCGGAGUCGAAGAUGAGCUGGCGGUGGGUUCGUCAGCACCGGAACGGCUCCUCCGUCCUGCUACUGCUGCUGCUGCUGCUCUGGCACUGCCGGGUCGGUCCGGCCGGCGCAGACAACGCCAGCCAGGCGUAUUACACCGCCCUCAUCAACGUGACGGUGCUGAGCCCCGAGCGGGGCGGCCCCACGCUGCUGAGGAUCGACCGCGGCCGGUACGGGCAGGAUUCCCCCAAGGUGGAGGUCAAGGGCCUGCUGGUGGCUCCCGUGCCCAUCAACGGAGUUGCAGAUCGCCUGGGCUGUGACCCUCGAACACGUUUCCAGGUUCCACCAAACACCAAGCAGUGGAUUGCUUUACUACAGCGAGGAAACUGCACAUUUAGAGAGAAAAUCCUGCGUGCAGCUUCCCAUAAUGCCACAGCUGUGGUCAUUUACAACAAUAUAUCCAGUGAAGAACCUGUCACAAUGACUCAUCAAGGAACUGGAGACAUUGUUGCUGUCAUGAUUACAGAAUCAAAGGUUAAGGAGAUCCUGAAUUACUUGGAAAAGAAUAUCUCUGUCCUGAUGGCAAUAGCAGUGGGGUCCCGUGUUCCUCCAAAAAACUUCAGUCGGGGGUCUCUAGUUUUUGUGUCAAUAUCAUUCAUUGUUUUGAUGAUAAUUUCUUCAGCAUGGUUAAUAUUUUACUUCAUCCAGAAGAUUAGGUACACCAGUGCACGUGACAGAAAUCAGCGUCGUCUUGGAGAUGCUGCCAAGAAAGCCAUCGGUAAAUUGACAACCAGGACAGUAAAGAAGGGUGAUAAGGAAACAGACCCAGACUUUGAUCACUGUGCUGUUUGCAUUGAGAGUUACAAGCAGAACGAUGUUGUUCGCAUUUUACCCUGCAAGCAUGUUUUCCACAAAGCCUGUGUGGACCCAUGGCUUAGUGAGCACUGUACGUGUCCAAUGUGUAAACUGAACAUUCUGAAGGCACUGGGAAUUGUGCCAAACGUGCCCUGUACAGAUAAUGUAGCCUUUGACAUGGAGAGGCUCACCAGGGGCCAGCCUGCCAGCAGGCGAGCGGCGCUCGGUGACUUUGCCAACGAGGGCUCCCUCAGCCUGGAGCCCCUGCGCACCUCGGGAAUGUCACAGCUUCCACAGGAUGGGGAGCUCACACCAAGGUCAGGAGAGAUCAACAUUGCUGUGACAAGCAGUCACUUCUUUCAUCGUAACUCUCUGUCCCCUCGAAGCCUGGUCUACGAGAGCGAGUUCUCAACCAUCGAGCCUGCCCUGGACAUGUAUGAUGAGAACAAAACCUGAAAGGAAUCCAUGCUCCUUCCUGGCCCUUUUCCCGUUUUUUCAUUUCUCAUUCCUAUUGUUGUGUACUCUUUCCAUGGAUCUCCUUUGUCUGAAGAAGAGCUGCUUUUUCCAGAACACGAACCCACCUUCUCGAUUGCACAGAUGAAGACCAGACCUGGUGGUUUCUGAGGGUGGCAUCUUUGAGCUGACAAAGAGUUGCACGCAAGCAAGAUUGUCUGAUGGAAAUUGCUGAGUGGCAGCACGGGGAGCUGUGUCGGCCCAGCCACAGCGAUGCAGAAGAGGUUUUAUGGUGGCCCUAAGAGUUUGUGUUGGACUGCAAAUGCCUCUCGUACGCAGGCGUCUGCUGCUUCCGUUUCUUUAAUUGUCCAGAUGGUUGAGUCAUGUCAGAAAAGGAACUGGUUGUAGAGGAGAUGGUCAGUGACUGGUAAAAGCACUCGUAUAUCUUGGUCAGUCCAUAACCUUACUGUGAAAUAGCCCCUUCUGCAAGGGACUAACAAGUGCAUUGAGUUUCCUACAACCCACAAAACCCUGGACAAUAGCAAGCCAGUCUGAUGCUAAAGCUGCAGAGAGGACCUGUAUUUGCAGAAAGGUUUCAAGGAACUUGAUGCUUAUUUUCUUCCUCCACUUUGAUUGAAGCAAGAGAGGAAUGGCCUACAAAAAAUACACUUUUGGUCCUUCUGUGUGUUCAAGUCAAGUGAAUCUCUUUCUAUAGAGAGGACACUCACAGAACCAGCACUUGAUCUACCUGAAAACCAUUAGACUUAUUGAAAUAUGCAGUAAUCUAAUUAGCUUUCUUUCUCACUUAACUUUUUUUGGGGGGUGGAAAGGUUAUAAAAUCCACUGAUUUUUUUUCACUGAAGUUUUUUAAGAGCCAGCAUGUUGGCAUUACACAGAGAAGAAAGGAGGUAAGCUUCUUAUCCCGUUCUCCUGUUGAGAUCUGCAACAGUUAAAUAACAAACAUGUUCUUUAAGCCGUGCCCUUUCCCACUGACAUCAAUAAUGGGGACGCAGAAAGCAGCAGAAGAGAGGAAAGCAGUAACCACUUUGAUGCUCUGCAGGAAAAAUCAAUUUUACCGGCGUGCAACAAAAGCGGUGGGGAAAUAAAUGUUGUGUGCAGGCUUCUGAAUGUUGUGUGCAGGCUUCUGAAGGAGUAAUGCAGAAAUGGGGAGUGAGAGAGGAACCUCUGGAGUUAAGUCAUCCGCAGCAUUCCUCAGAUGAGCAAACGUGGAGGAACGAGAGCUUCUGCUCUACCUUUUCCUACCAGACAAUGCAUUCCUGUUCAGUGAAUGUUUGGAUUUUUUCUCCAUUGCAGUCUUAAGUUACUGUAGGUGUAGAAACACAUUUGUGUCCUUGUAACAUGAAACAAAGCUUCACUCUCUGUAUAGGAAUCUUGAGAAAUCAGUUAAGCCAAAAAUGAAAGGUAAGACAUACCCUGCCAUGCUUUAUUUUCAUGUGCUUUUGCUACAAGCGGAGGUGUUUUCCCUCCUUUAUUAUGUUUUUUAAUUGUAUAGCAGUCUGCUUCACAUAUAUCCUUACCUGAUAUGUGGUUCAGCUGUGUCUUUAACACAGAUGCUCUGGAGAAAAAGAAAAACCAGCUCUGUGGGAUGAGGAAAUGAUCCUCUUUGCCGAGCGUGCUUUGACUUCUGCUGCUGUGCGUCAGCUUUAUUUAAUCUGGUAAUUCAAGAGUGGGUGGUAUGAGGUGUAGGGAGUUUUUUCUCGUAAUGCCCACGUUCAUAUUUACCAAAUGCACUUUUAUUGUCAUUCAGCUCGCUCUAGAAACACGCCCCGACCCCAAACUUUUUCAAGAGCACAAUUUGAACACCCACUUUCUCCUCCAAAGGUUGCAGAAAACCCCAGCGGGUGUCUCGGGCGGCAGAUUGUGGGCAGCAUCCUUCCUCUCCUUGGAUGUGCAAAGGGGACAGCGGCGGCGAGCCCGGGCAGAGCACCCAAACCCAGCAGGGCUGAGCUGUGCACAGGCCCAUACAGGGCUGGGGGAUGGCAGAAGGGCUGGUUGAGCAACCCCAGGUUUUGUAACCCCAGCUGUGGGAUCAGAGAGGGCAGGCACGUGAGAGCGGGGAGCUUCCGAAAACAAACACCCCGGAGGAGAAUCGCCACCUCUCAAGGGUGCCACGGGGCUUGUUUGUACCCGUGGUGGGUUGUCAGGUUACAGUGAACUGGUGAACGCCUGUGUAUUCAUGGUGAAAUAGAAAAAUGUCUGGGUGGCUCCAAGAAGAGACACUCAGCCUGGCACAGGGGUUUUCCCUAAGGCCACGGGGAAUGUCAGCCGGUCGCGGUUUCGGCACAAAACUAAAACUGGUGGUUUCUCAGCUCCACCUGGGACUGUUUGCACCAGCUGUGUGCCAGAAGAUGCAGGAAAGCUAGAAAAGGCAUGGAAACUAAACGAAACUUUAGAAAAUACAAAGCCCCCAGAGACAGCAUAAUAAAUAAAAAAUUGUAUUUUGUGAUAUCUCCUUAUUUCUAACCAAACAUCUUGAUUUUAAGCAGGGGGAGGGAAGGUUUGCCUCUGAGGAGAUCAGGGUCUAGCAGAGUGAUGUAAAAAUGGGUUUGUGUUGUAGCAUCUUGGAUAAGGGAGCUGACAAUUAUAAUUGACAUCCUGGAAUUUGGAAAAUCUUGCAACACUGGAAAAAUUAAAAGUAUGAUCUCUACACGUUGGGGCGUGCUGUAGCAGGUGUUCUUAGUCAUACUUAGGAGGGGGAGGAGGCAUCACAGCAACAUGAGAGAUUUUUCUGGGCUGUGCUGGUAAGUUUGAGGUUUUCCUUUUAAUAUUUAAUUCAUAUUUAAAAAAAAAAGAAAAAAGCUUGAUGAGCAUAGUUGUCUUGUUCUCCUGCAGUGGUGCUGUGUAUGGUUGAGUCAUUUCAUAGAAGUAAAAUAUAUUGAAAUCUACCAAGAACUGUAAGUUCCAGUAACUUGGAAAAUAAUUUUUAAGGUUAAAAAAAGUGCUUUUGAAAAAAAGACAUUAAUUUAUGACUUCUGCAUAUAUAUAAAAAAGCCUUUAUCUCCAACUAUUUCCCUAAACUAUUUAAACUCUAUCAUCUCACCUCUUUCCUGACCUCAUGUUCUAGGAAAGUUUUGCAUGUUCCCAUAAGACAUUUGUAAAAUCAAGGUUUGCUUGUGGUCUUAGAGGAUAAUUGCCAGUAAAAAAAAAAAAAAAGAUUGUAAGUGUGCUUUUUAUCUAUAAUACUAACAUUAAGUAUUAAAUUUGAAGCAUGUUAAAAUUUACUUAAGGAGAUGAUUACUCCCUCCAGUGAGCUCAUGUGUUGGUAUCUGCUUGCACUGUCCCCUUGCUUCUAGGAUGCUUGCCUUGGCACCUGAGGAUGCUAUAGGAAUAGCCAGAUAGCCUACAUAAGCCAAAGAAAGACCAAAAAUAGUUUAAUAAAUGUGUUUAGGACUAUAUUAUGAGACUUCUACUCAUCUUCUGUUUUCAUUUAACACUCUCAUACAAAAGAGUGCAACAGCUUUGGAGACCUGAGAGCUUUACCAGCUACUGAAAAGCAGGGGCAUGGGGCAUGCUGAGGUUCCAGGACUUGUUUAGCCCAAUUUAGGUCUGAGAUGAUGCCACAGGCAUAGGUCAUGCGCUGAAGGAUGAAGGCACUAGGGCUGAGCUGAAGUUCAGGCAGCUCUGCAGCCUGAUUACCAGGGAAUGACUUGACUUAAUUGUUAAAAAUAUGUAUUUUUCUUGCUUAGCUAAUAGUCUAGUUUUUACAGCAGAGACGGGAGCCCAGCAGUGCACAGGCUGAGGCAUGGCAGGGCAAGCACGGGAGCCAUGGAAACUCCUUGAACUUCACAAAUGAAGCUCUGGCUCCUUUCUCACCUCGUGCUACACAUCCAUCUGUGACCUGAUUUUCCAAGCCGAGCUGUGCAGGAGAGUGUGUGAUGUGCUAUGACAGCUUGCAUAUGUGUUGUUAUAUUUAAAGAUAUCUUCACUUUUCCCUUUUCCUGCUAGACUGGCUGCACCCCAGGUGCCCUUACUGUAAGGGCAGCCUGUGCUCCAGCACUCUGGGUGGACACCAGUGAGCAGGGGAGGGACUAAGAGGGUAAGAUGCUCUAGUUGACCAGAUGGGGAGGAAAGCAGGAGAAAGGUGGACUGUAUCCCUGCAGGUUAUUUCUGCUUUGUUUCCAAUAUCUUUGAAAUAAUCAAUGAGAAAAUGUGGUGCCCCCCACAAGGAGCCCAGCCCUCCUCCCGUGACAAUAGAGGGGCUCUGGCUGGGCUCCUGUGGCACCCCCAGUUGAUGUCCCAACCUGUUGGCCAAAACUCCAACCUCACAGGGGCCUGUCAGGUUUAUCUGGUGCCUGUGAAGUGCUGUGAGCUUUUGUAAAACAGCACCUUGUUAUCUAUGUCAGUUGUUUGAUCCUUUUGUUAUCCUACUGUUUUUAAAGCCUGUGACGUUCCCAAACUCUCUUUAUUCUCACCAGUCAAUUCUGCCCUUCUACCCCAUCGAUUACUACUGGUCUUCUCCUCCUCUUGAGAUCUGGGUGAAGGUCCCUGUUGUGCAGGCACCAUGCCAGCCAGCCCCUUGAAGGAAAUUCAUCACCUGGAAUAGUGGAGGUUCCUGGUGGGUUGUGCUCAGCCAAAGCAGGCUCCAUGGCAUGGGGGAAUGCUGUAUAUCCCUGCAUGGAGCAUCAUGUGGCUCCUCAGCCUCCUAGCUUUGUGGAGAUGCCCAAGUGAGCAGAGAUGGAUGUGUAGGUUGUGCAAUAAUGUCUGAAUAUUUAUUCUUUUUAUGGCAAUAAUGUCCAGUGUGUCUGGGUGGGUGGGGGCCUGUAGUGUAAGGUGUUACCCAAAAAUAGUCCCUUCCCUGAAGAGUUAAUAAUAAUUAAGUAUUGAUAUUCCUGCCAAGUAAGAAGUACAAAGGGUUUUAUUGAAAGCUGAAGCUAUUUCAAGCAAUUUCAUUGUAAGCCUGAGGUGUAACAUGAGCCAGUGUCUUACAGCUGAGGCUGGGUUUUUGCAGCCUAAAAAUCUGCUGGAUGUGCAUGUGAAGGGUCCCUUAUUCCUGCCGGGCACAGGCACCCACAGCUUACUACAGCUGAGCCCCUCAGGAGCAAGAAGCAUUUUAAACCUUUGCCUGGAGCUCAGCUGUGUGCAUCGUUUGCCUUUUUUUUUUUUUUUUCUUUUUUCCCCCACUUAUCCCAUGCUCCGGGGCUUGUCUUUGGUCUUCAGCUGCCCGAAUCCCUCAGGGGGACAAAACCCAAACAGAAUCGCUCUGCUGGGCUGUGGAAACGGUACCUGAUGGCUGGAUUUGCUCUCGAUGUCCCAUGCCUGUGUCUGUAACACCCUCUGCCUGUCUCGGGCAGUAAAGGCUUCACCUGCCUGCAGCCUUUGCAUGUACCCGGGCUGCUCUGGGAGGAUCUGGCAGAAAACAGCUCAGCAACCCUCCCCAGGCUUCUGCACAGAAAAGUUGAAAGUAAAGUUGAUGUUCUUUGCUGCUCUCAAGCCAGGGAAGUUUAAUCAGGCAUCUGGGGCCACUGGAGGAAAGCUCCUGUUUGCAGAUCCCUGCGGUUCCUGCGUCGCAAGGUCCCAGCCCAUCACCUGACUGGGCUUGCUUUGAGUUUGCACUGGAAGGUGCUGGAUGAAAAAGGAGCCUGCUUGGUUGCUGCCAGAUCAGCAGGUAGAUUUUUUUUUCUACCCCCUGUGCCUGGGCUUAACUCCCAUCACUGGUAAGAUCUGCCACAGAAGUACUACAAAGGGGAACAAUAUUUCUGAGCAAACUGAGUGAUAGUGUCACUCUUCUGCUUAUCCAGGCAGCCCUGCUGCACUUUGCAAGUAGAUGUUAAAUACUACAAGCUUCUCUGUAUGACUGUGCCUAUUUGGGAUCAGCUGCUGAAGGCCAUGGCUAACCAUGCACAGAAUCCACCAGAACGGGAUCAUUUUAUCCCAGCAGAGAGGGGACGUCUCAGCCUUUUGGCUUGGGAGACUGCAGCAAGCAACAACAACAAAAUAAUUUGUGUGGCUAUAAAAUGAAAAGUCUGUUUCAACUGGCCUGCUGCAAAGUGGACCACACUGGUGUGACCACAUAACCUAAAAAUGCCAGCAGCAACAGGGAUGCAGGUGGUGUGGUGCCCUCCAGACAAUUGGAUCUUUCCAGCCCUUGUGAAACUGCAGCUUGACAGCAGCAGAAUUUUCUUGACUUGUUUUUGAUGUAAGUAUAACACUGUAUCGUAGUUACGUGGUAUAUGCCAAUAUGUUAACAGUGUAUACCGAUUAGUUAGGGUUUGCUAAUGUACUACAUUUCAAUAAAAAGCAAUUUAAAAGUA
This is a messenger RNA of Calypte anna (Anna's hummingbird), 8215 nucleotides long. It is a transcript of the gene RNF130, whose product is annotated as ring finger protein 130. Bases 669 to 1946 code for a protein of 425 amino acids. Lineage: Eukaryota; Metazoa; Chordata; Aves; Apodiformes; Trochilidae. The record is from RefSeq and is a predicted model, not a curated record. The transcript has 8 exons.